AUGGGAGCAAGACGCCUCCUUCAUUCCUUUCCAAUGCUACCGUCGCGAUUAGCUCUAGGAUUCUCACAUGCAAUAUCGCGCCCAAUGUUAAAGUUUUCACAAUCAUUUUCCAAAUCCUCUCAGUCAUCGCCUCGCAAAUUUCCGUCCACCGGAUUCGAUUUGAUCAAUCCAUCUGAAAAAGUUGAGGAAGAGCAACUUCCUUUUUACAAGAAAGAUGAAUACUACCCCAUGAAGAUCGGCGAUGUGGUCUGUGGCCAUUACCAGGUAGUUGCAAAGCUUGGUUAUGGCACAACCUCGACCGUGUGGCUUUCGCGUAAUUUAAGAAAUCAAGAAUACUGGGUUUUGAAAGUUCAUAUCAAUACUUUAAAGUAUAAUCACGAAUCGAUUGUCUAUCAGUACUUGGCGAACCAUACCGAGGAUCACCCCGGCCGGAAACAUGUUCGAGAAUUCCACGAAUCAUUUAGUCUCAAGGGCCCAAAUGGUGAUCAUGAAGUCUUUAUAAUGGCACCUCUAGGUAUGAGUCUGAGGAGUCUACAGGAGAUUCAGAUAGGUGGUGUUUUCCACGAGCAGCUCGUCAUUGGUGCCCUCGCGCAAGUCUUUCUUGCGUUAGACUUUCUCCACGAAGCGGGUGUGAUCCAUACAGAUGUGCACUCUGAUAAUCUACUUAUUGGUAUUGUGGACAAGUCAGUUUUUGCUACGGUGGAAGAAAACGAGAUUCAGAAGCCGUCGCCCCGUAAGGUUAUUGGCGACACCGUUAUUCAGGUCUCUCAAUACAUGCUAGGAGGCAAAGGUCCGCUUAUUCUCUGCGACUUGGGACAAGCCAGAAUUGGUACCGAACAACGUGGUAACGCCAUGCCUGUACCUUAUCGGGCCCCCGAAGUGAUUCUUAAUCUGCCAUGGGGAAGUAGCGUAGAUGCUUGGAGUACUGGUCUUCUGGCUUGGGAUCUCCUCAAAGGAGAGAGUCUCUUCAAGGUGUACGACCACGAGUCUCGGGAGCUAAACGAUGCACACCAUCUUGCAGCUAUUACGGCGCUUAUUGGUCCUCCACCCCCAGAAUUGCUGCUUAAAAGUGAAGAGUCACGAAAAUACUGGCACGAAGACGGUGGGUACCUGCUCUAA
Molecule: messenger RNA, 1119 nt
Organism: Metarhizium acridum CQMa 102
Lineage: Eukaryota; Fungi; Ascomycota; Sordariomycetes; Hypocreales; Clavicipitaceae
Biological process (GO): regulation of mRNA processing; peptidyl-serine phosphorylation; spliceosomal complex assembly
Cellular component (GO): nucleus; cytoplasm
Molecular function (GO): protein serine/threonine kinase activity; ATP binding
Source: RefSeq, a predicted model, not a curated record